ACGAAGUAUCCCGCUGCUGAGAAGGCCAUCAUCAAACAGCUUGAAGCACUUCGUGAUGCUGGAGCUGUACUUACUCUCGUCACAAUCCGAGGGAUCAUCAUUGCAAUCCUCUCCGAUACGGCGCCAGACAUCUUUGAGCACCAAGCAAAAGACGGCUCGAAGUUCCAGUGUUCAGAUGCAUUUGUUCGACAUUGGUUGCAUGAAACCCUGCACUGGUCCGAGAGACGCACGACACGAGCUGCCCAAAAAACUCCGGAUAAUUGGGAAGACUUAUGCGAGCGAGCCUUCUUUCGACUAGCACACGUCAUCAAAGAGGAGGACAUUCCAUCU
Messenger RNA from Suillus clintonianus, 330 nucleotides. RefSeq lists its product as uncharacterized. The transcript has a single exon. The record is from RefSeq and is a predicted model, not a curated record. Lineage: Eukaryota; Fungi; Basidiomycota; Agaricomycetes; Boletales; Suillaceae. The annotation marks the transcript as partial.